UCUGUAGACGUGCAGCUGCGUAAAGUGUGCGAUUUAACCGAUUUUAAGAUUGAUUAUGGCAGAGGAAGAAUUACCGUCAGGGUGGGAAAAGCGUUUGAGCAGGUCAAUUGGACAGCACUAUUAUCUUAAUGUGUAUACUAAAGAGAGCCAGUGGGAUCGUCCUGACAAACCUGCAGAACCUGUAUCCAGCAGUGGACCAGAGCAAGUGCAAUGCAGUCAUUUGCUUGUGAAGCAUCAGAAUUCACGGAGGCCAUCUUCUUGGAGGGAAGACACUAUAACACGCACAAAAGAGGAGGCUUUAGAGCUUGUCAAGUCAUAUCGUGAACAAAUUGUAACAGGACGGGCGUCGUUCGCAGAACUGGCACAGAAGUAUUCAGACUGCAGUUCAGCGAGGCGAGGUGGUGACUUGGGACCCUUCGGUCGAGGUGCUAUGCAGCGACCAUUUGAACAGGCAGCAUUUGCCCUUAAAGUAGGCGAGCUCAGUGAGCCUGUCACUACUGAUUCAGGGAUUCACAUUAUUUUACGCACUGCAUAGGAGUAUCAA
Messenger RNA from Schistocerca serialis cubense, 544 nucleotides. Its product is annotated as putative peptidyl-prolyl cis-trans isomerase dodo. NCBI's taxonomy places the organism in Eukaryota, Metazoa, Arthropoda, Insecta, Orthoptera, Acrididae. Gene Ontology annotation, cellular component: cytosol; nucleus. Gene Ontology annotation, molecular function: peptidyl-prolyl cis-trans isomerase activity; protein binding. The transcript has a single exon. The coding region runs from base 56 to 535 and encodes 159 amino acids. The record is from RefSeq and is a predicted model, not a curated record.